Prinia subflava (tawny-flanked prinia) is the source of this 4125-nucleotide messenger RNA. It is a transcript of the gene HHIPL1, whose product is annotated as HHIP like 1. Gene Ontology annotation, cellular component: membrane. The transcript is spliced from 9 exons. The record is from RefSeq and is a predicted model, not a curated record. The coding region runs from base 518 to 2872 and encodes 784 amino acids. Lineage: Eukaryota; Metazoa; Chordata; Aves; Passeriformes; Cisticolidae.
CACCUGAGGAGCGAGGCUAAGGAAUCAGUUCCCAUCACGAUCCACCCCGGUGCCGGCUGUCCAGCCAAGUACCUGCCCAGCUGCGCUCUGGGCGGAAUCAAAAUAAAAUCGCCUGUCCGAAGCCACCACGGAGAUACUCGCGGGCGGCGAGCGGUGCCCCGACCCUGAGAGCCCCGGGACGGCCGCUCCCCGGCUCCCGGUGCCCCGACCCUGAGAGCCCCGGGACGGCCGCUCCCCGGCUCCCGGUGCCCCGACCCUGAGAGCCCCGGGACGGCCGCUCCCCUGUUCCCGGUGCCGUGAUCCUGAGAGCCCCGGGACGGCCGCUCUCCCGCUCCCGGUGCCGCGACCCUGAGAGCCCCGGGACGGCCGCUCCCCCUGUCCCGGUGCCGCUCCCCGCUCCCGGUGCCGCUCCCCCUCUCCCGGUGCCGCUCCCCCUGUCCCGGUACCGCUCCCGGUGCGCGGGCGCAGCGGGCGGAGCGGCGGGGCCGUGCCCGGUCGCAGCCGGGCGGGCAGCGCCAUGCGGGGCCCGCGGGCGGCCCUGGCGCUGCUGCUGGCGGCGGCGCUGGCCCCGCGGCCGGCGCGGCCGCACCCGCAGUGCCUGGACUUCAAGCCGCCGUUCCGGCCGCCGCAGGGCCUCGCCUUCUGCCGCCGCUACGCCGAGUUCGGCUGCUGCGACCAGCGCCGCGACCGCGCCCUGCUGCAGCGCUUCUACCGCCUCAGCGCCCGCCUGGACGAGCGCGGGUACGCCGCCUGCGCCGGGCACCUGCAGGAGCUGCUGUGCCAGGAGUGCUCUCCAUAUGCAGCUCACUUGUACGAUGCUGAGGAUCCCUCCACCCCCGUGCGGACGAUCCCGGGACUGUGCCAGGACUACUGCACGCAAGUGUGGCGGGACUGCCGCUCCAUUUUCCGCUCCCUCUCUGCGGACCCGCAGCUGAUUGCACUGGAAAACAACAUGGCCAAGCUCUGCCGCUACCUGUCCCUGGAGGACACCGACUACUGCUUCCCACACCUGCUGGCCAACCAGAACCUGAACCAGAACCUGGGGCUGGUGACGGCCGACGCCGAGGGCUGUCUGCAGCUCUGCCUGGUGGAGGUGGCCAACGGGCUGCGCAACCCCGUGGCCAUGGUGCACGCCAACGACGGCACGCACCGGUUCUUCGUGGCAGAGCAGGUGGGCCUGGUGUGGACCUACCUCCCCGACGGGUCCAGGCUGGAAAAGCCUUUCCUGAACAUCAGCGAAGCCGUACUCACCUCGCCCUGGGAAGGAGAUGAGAGAGGGUUUCUGUGUAUUGUCUUCCACCCUAAAUUCAAAUUUAAUGGCAAAGUCUACGUCUACUAUUCAGUUGAAGUUGGUUAUGAAGAGAGAAUCCGAAUCAGUGAGUUCAGACUUUCUCCUACUGACAUGAAUGCCUUGGACCAUGGUUCUGAAAGAAUAAUCCUUGAAAUAGAAGAGCCUGCUUCCAACCAUAAUGGAGGAGAGCUGCUCUUUGGAGAUGAUGGGUAUCUCUACAUCUUCACUGGAGAUGGAGGCAUGGCUGGGGAUCCUUUUGGCACCUUUGGAAAUUCCCAGAACAAAUCAGCCCUGCUGGGCAAGGUGCUGCGGAUCGAUGUGAACGACAACGACCGCGGGCCCCUGUACCGCAUCCCUCCCGACAACCCCUUCGUGCGCGACCCCGCGGCGCGCCCCGAGGUCUUCGCCUACGGCGUGAGGAACAUGUGGCGCUGCUCCUUCGACAGGGGCGACCCCAACACCAAGCAGGGCAGGGGGCGGCUCUUCUGCGGGGAUGUGGGGCAGAACAAGUACGAAGAGGUCGACAUCGUGGAGAAAGGGAAGAAUUACGGCUGGAGGGCGAGGGAAGGGUUCAGCUGUUACGAUAAAAAACUUUGUGCCAACUCCUCCUUGGACGAUGUGCUUCCAAUUUACGCAUACCCACACAAAAUGGGGAAAUCAGUUACAGGAGGCUACGUCUACCGAGGCUGCGAGUCUCCAAACCUGAACGGCCUCUACAUAUUUGGUGAUUUUAUGAGUGGACGCCUGAUGUCUUUGAAAGAGGAUCAUGCUACAGGAGAGUGGCAGUACAAUGAAAUCUGCAUGGGGACAGGACAAACGUGCAUGUUCCCUGGCCUUAUCAAUAACUAUUAUCAAUACAUCAUCUCCUUUGCUGAAGAUGAAGCAGGGGAAUUGUACUUCCUGUCUACUGGUGUACCAAGUGCCACAGCUCCCCAUGGAGUGGUGUACAAAGUGGUGGACACCUCCAGGACAGCUCCACCAGGAAAAUGCCGAGUUGAGCCAUCGCCGGUGAAAGUCAAAAGCAAGCGCAUCCCGUUUGUGCCAAAGGAGAAGUUUAUUAUGAAAACACCAACACCACAUCCCCGGCUGCAGACCACCACCGAGGCUCCGCGGGGAGGCGUUCCCGGCCCGCAGCCCCCCGGCACGCCGGGGACGCGGCCCGGGGCGGCGGGCACGGCCCGCGGGCCGGGGCGGGGCGCGGAGGAGCGGGGGAAGCGGAGGAGGAAGCGCCCCGAGAACGGCAGCGUGCGGCUGAUGCGGCAGGGCCGGCGGGGCCGCGGCCGCGGCAGGGUGGAGGUGUUCAUCCACGGCGAGUGGGGCACCGUGUGCGACGACGGCUGGAGCUCGGCCGCCGCCGCCGUGGUGUGCCGCCAGCUCGGCUUCCCCUACGUGGUGCGGGCCACCAAGAAGGCCGAGUUCGGGGAAGGGAGCUCCCUCCGCAUCCUCCUGGAUGACGUGCAGUGCUCCGGGCAGGAGAGGACGCUGCUGGAGUGCUCCCACGCCGCUGUGGGCACGCACGACUGCUCGCACGACGAGGAUGCUGGCGUGGUGUGCAGCCGGGAGGAGGUGACAGAGCCGUGACCGGAGAGCUGGGCAGGGCAGCUGCGGGACCUGGAGCGCAUCCCUUUCUCCCCCAGCCCUCCAAACCAGCUGCGGUAUUGGGGAGGAUGUGCUCUGCCUUGAAGAUGCUGCGUUCCUUCAAAGUAAUCUCAUGUUUUCUUCAUGUUCGGCCCCAUGCAUCUGCCUCAGAGGGAGAAAAAAAAGGUGAAAUGAAGCACUGAAUUGAGUAUGUUGAGGGCAGUGGCUGCAUUUCUAUGGGGCUUUUUUUGGUAGGAAGAAACCCCCAAGCAUCAGUCUUCAUAGGCUCUUUUCUUCAGAAAAGAGAUGUGUCCUGUUGUCCUUUCCCAUUUCAAAUUACAGCAUUCUUCAGCUGUGCUACACAAUGUUUUGCCAAAAAAUAAGUUCCCAAAUGACCGUCUUUCACUGUUAUGGAAGCAUUCACGUUGUUUGCCUUGCUUUGCCACCUGCACCUCUGAGCUGGGGUUUCUAAGGAUAUGCAUUCCAAAAUCUGUGCCUUUCUUUGCAAAUUACAAAAGUAUAUAUAUUUUUUAACUUUCCCCUCACUAGUUUAAAGGAAAAUUAUUUUUCUGUAAUUUUUUAUUGGUAUAAACCUCUUGAUCAUCAUGGAUAAGGAAAAUCAAAUUAUUUAGAAGAUAUCGUAGUGUACUGCAUGGAAAAUAUUUCUGCAGUUUACAUUAGCCCAAGUGAAAAGAAAAUCUGACCCCUUUUACAUGAACAGGAUUGAAAAUCUGUCCCUUUUUAGAUGAACAGGAUCAUUAUCCAGUUUAGCUCUGAAUAUACUAUUUAUGUGUUUUUCCACUUUCCCAGACUUUAUGAAGACACAUGUUUUUCAUUCAGGUUUUCACAGUGUGAAUGACUAGACAAGAGGUAAUGCACUGAGGCAAUAAUCCUGUAAUAUUUACCCCUUUUUAGAGGAUAUUAAAAAAAAAAAGCAAACAAAAGCAACCCUAUUUUGUCUGAAAUGUGUUUUUUACCUGAGUGGCGACGGGAGACACAUGUUGUCUUAUGAAAGUAUUUGGCCUGGUUAUUUGUUUUCCCUGGUGUAAUCAGGAUAGGUUUGGUCUUGUUGCUCACACAAGAACAUGAGAAAGACAAAAACCAAGCAAACAAACAAACAAAAACAAAAACAACACCUUAAAUGUAAAAUUACUAGUGUGUCUAGAAAAGUUUACAAGCAAAACCUAUCUGAAACUCUCACUGUGGAUAUUUAUUUUAACCCAAUUUCAAGUUGACAGUAUCUUCUUAAGCCUAAA